Molecule: messenger RNA, 1640 nt
Organism: Babesia bovis T2Bo
Lineage: Eukaryota; Apicomplexa; Aconoidasida; Piroplasmida; Babesiidae
Product: Protein kinase domain family protein
Exons: 3
Coding region: 22-1500 (492 amino acids)
Biological process (GO): protein phosphorylation
Molecular function (GO): protein kinase activity; ATP binding
Source: RefSeq, a predicted model, not a curated record
AAUUACACAAUUUAUAAAAUAAUGUACACCAUGCAUAAACGCGUUGAUCUAGUGCUAUUUCGUGACAAUAGGGCAAUAGUUGUUUGUGAUAAUGUAGUUGGCAUAAGGGCGAUACCGCUUCCAUCCGAAGAUGAGCUUCCACCUGUAGGACAUAGGAGCGUCUGCCCAUUUUGUGGCAACGACAUUGAUGAUGGUCAAUACACAUACAUGGCACAGACCUACUUCUACCUUCUACAGAGAACCUUUAAAAAAUGGAGCAGACAAACAGAUGGAAAAGAUGAGCCGUAUUCUUAUGGAGAUUCAAACAUGGAUACUAUAGCAUACAUGAAUACCGCGCUGCCAGACACUGUUGAUAAUAUGAAUGGCAGUUGCCAAGCGAAUCAUAGAUAUAGGACGUGUUUGAGCAAAAUUCAAUACCCAGAGGAUGAUUGCUCUACCAAUAAAGAUUCUCAACAAUGUAAUAUUGAGGUUCCGAAACAUAUACCUCCUGAUCUUUUGGUGACGGGGUAUUACCAUAGAUUCUUCAUCGAAAAGAUGAAACUGGGUUCAGGAUCGUACGGACAUGUGUACCAUUGUGUUCACGUUAUAGAUGGAUUAUCAUUGGGUGAAUAUGCCAUUAAGAAGCUACCAGUUGGAGACGAUCGCCAGUGGCUCAGGAAAAUGAUACGUGAAGUUAAAGUUCGUGAAAUGUUAAGGCACCAGAACAUAGUAGAUUAUAAUCAUUCGUGGCUUGAGAUGUACAGGCUUAACGAAUUUUGCCCAUACAUACCUUGGCUCUUCGUGUUGAUGGCAUAUUGCAACGGUGGAGACUUGGAAAAGUUUGUCAGGAAUUACAAAGACAAACUCACAGAUGAGGAGAUAUUUGUUUUACUAAUUGAUAUUGUAAACGGCCUCUCCCAUCUGCAUCGUCAUGGAAUCAUACACCGAGAUUUGAAGCCGUCCAAUGUGCUAUUGAAUCAUGACCAAAAGUUUGGCGCAUUAGCGUUGCUAUCUGACUUUGGUACAUGCGAAUUACUUGCAGAAAUUAGUAACCACGAUGUAAGAAGGCAAGGGUUCACCGGUACCGUAGAAUUCACAGCGCCGGAGCUCCUCCAUACAAACGAGUCAGGGGAGUUGAAUACGUUCUACGAUACCAAAAGUGACAUGUGGAGUUUAGGUAUACUACUAUAUUUCCUGUGUUAUGGAACUUUACCAUAUUCCGAUGAUUCACCUAAGAAAUGUCGCGAUAUGAUAUUACGUCACAAGUGUUUAACAUUGCCAGCUACAACAAGAUCUGCUGAACUUCAGAUGCUUAUCCUUUCACUUACACAGGUAUGCCCUGAUCUGCGUCCAGACUGCGAAGACAUUCUCUGUGACAAAAGAAUUAUUGCCUUAAUGCAGGAUGAGAGCUUUAUAAAACACGGGAGGGCAAAAUUAGCCCUGAAGCUCUCAACACUCGAUGAAGUGAUAACGAACUUCGACAACGCAGAAUACUCAGAAUGCAUUCUAAAUCUGAAUUAAGACCCUUUGGAAUGUGUUGUGUUUCACAGUACUGCGAAAAUGCGGUUAGACAUCAAAAUCGAUGGCGAUCACGCCUGAGAAUGAAGCUACCCUCCAGGUCAAAGUACCUAUAAAUACUCGCGAUGCAAGCCGAUUGAUGU